AUGGACGAUAUUGACGGAGUGGUGAGAAAAGACUAUCGAAUUCUUAUUCUGGGUAAUCGCUGCGUUGGUAAAACCUGUCUUGUUAAUCAGCUCUGCUACGAGAGGUUUGUCGAGCGCUACCGACCCACCAUCGACACGCCAUACAAGUACAACCUCAACGUCAGCAACACCAUCUAUGAGCUGGACAUACUUGACAGUGCUGGAAUGGACGAAUACUCCUUCAUUCCAGAAGACUUCAGCGCCAAUGUUUACGAUGCGUUCGUCUUCGUUUACGCGAUAGACAACUUGGAAAGCUUCAACAUCGUCAAACAAAUAAAAGACAAGUUGGAGCAAAAACGCGGCGCUUCCCUGGCCUCCUCCCAGAAAGCCGUUAUCCUCGUCGGAAACAAAACAGACUUGAACGGAAACCGGCAGGUCACUGAACAAGAAGGACAGCAGAUUGCUAGAUCUUGGAAUGCACAGUUUCUCGAAGUCAGCGCGAAGGAGGGCACCAAAGUCAAAUCAGUCUUCGAAGGCACGGUGAAGAAGAUUGAGGCGCUUAUCAACGGCACUGGUCGAGAAGCCAAGGAGAAAAAGUGCGUCAUUUCAUAA
Molecule: messenger RNA, 591 nt
Organism: Oikopleura dioica
Lineage: Eukaryota; Metazoa; Chordata; Appendicularia; Copelata; Oikopleuridae
Source: the annotation of a GenBank genome assembly